AUCCUUUAACUCAAUAUGAACUAUCAUAUAAAAUUUGUUAAUGUUCUUCUUAUAAACGAAAUCAAAUAGAUUCUUUUUUGUUUUAUAUUCAAAAUUGCAGAAUUGCCUGGCACCAUUCUCACAUUGAAAAUUUUGAUAAGAUUCUAGGAUUUCUAUAGUCAUGAAUAAUCUAUAGUUUAUUGUUUUCAUGUUGUUUUAACUAAUGAUACUUGAAUUUUUACAGUAUCAACUAUUCUAAACUUGAAUAAUGAUAUAUGAACAUGUACUAAUAUAUGAUAGUCUAAUGUCAUUAAUAUUAAAUUUUUUCUACUGAAAAUAGAACAAAACAACAUAGAAUCUUGAUAAUUAAAUCAAGAUUUCGUGAUAGAAUCUAUUAAAACUAUCCCUAAAAACAACAUGAUUUAUUAUUCAACAAAAAUUUGUAAAAACAAAAAAAAACAAAAGAAAAUGAUGAAUAUAUAUAUAUGUAUAUCUGUAUUUUGAAGUCAUUUAGAUUCAUUCAAUUAGUUGGCUUGAUCAACGACAUUUUCUUUCAAUUGCUAAUGAUAGUAAACGUCUUCGUAUAUGGAAUAUAUAUCGGAAAGAAACAUUCUAUUGAAUAUUAACAUUUUUUAAUAAAUACAUUAAGCUCAUGUAACAUUCUUCGUGUAACAUUAUAACAAUAUACACAUAAAUAUAAUAUGUGCAUGAUGGACAAGAGGAUAUUUCUUUUUUUAGCGGACUUUUCUGGUCUGUAAAGGAUUUUUCUUUUCAUAUGAAUUGAAUCAUUCAGAUAAAUAUAGAAACAUUCGAAUAAAUUUAGAUCAAAUAGACAAAUCUAUUAUAUAUCUAUUUAUAUGAUGGACAAGAGGAUAUUUCGUUUUUGUCAGCGGACUUUUCUGUUCUGUAUAACAUUUUUCUCUUCAUAUGAACUGAUUCAUUCAGAUUAAUAUAAGUGAAAUUUGAAUAAAUUUAAAGCAAAUGGAAAAUCAGUUAUAUAUAUAUAUAAAUAUGUAUAUAUGACAGAUAAACUGAUAUUCCUUUUUUAUUAGCACACUUUUCUGUUCUUUUGAAAAUGUUUUUCUCUUGGGUGUGAGUCUUCGGUUUAAAAUAUUUCAUGAAAAAAGUCGUUUAAUUGAUAUAAGUUUAAGCUUAAAUAAAAUUGAAAAGGAUCUUUGGGUUCGUCUUAUUGAAUUAAAAUGUCAAAGUAAUAUUAUUCAACAAAUUCGUUCAAGUCAACAAAAUCAUUUAAUUUCAUUAAAUGAAAAAUUUCAAGGAUGAGUAAGUUAUAUAGAAAAAAAAUAUUUUUGUUUCUAAUAAAAUAAAUAAAAUAAAUUUUUAGGAAAAAUUAAUUGAUAUACUUGAAACAAAAGAAAAUUUAACAAUUGAUUCAAAAGAAUUAUUAAUAAUAUUAAAUAAUUUUCAUAAUGAUCGAAUUAUAAUUGAAAAUUCUCUUAAUGAAUAUCAAGUUCAACGUGAAAUGUUAUGUUUAAGAACAGAUUCAUCUACUUUUGUUGAUUCAAUUGAUGAAAUUCGAAAUUUAGCCAAUAAAACGAAACAAUCUCUUCGACUUGUUUCAUCAAUUGGUAAAAAACAUCUUAAUCGUUUUAUUAAAAGUAAAAAAGAUUGUUGGUUAAUUAUAACAGACAUCAUUUUAUUUAAUGAUGAUCUUUUACAAAUUCGAGAUUUUAUUUUAUCAUCAAUUGAUGAUAAAAUUUGGCAUAUUUGUAAUCCUUCAUAUGCAUCUAAAGUACCGCUAUGGUUAAUUCAACGAUGUUUACAAGUUUAUUUAAGUGAUUCAACUCAAUCAUCUCUUCAUCUUCGUUUAGAACAAAAAAUUUUAUCAAAAAAAAAAUUUACAAAUUUAUAA
Messenger RNA from Rotaria sordida, 1849 nucleotides. Lineage: Eukaryota; Metazoa; Rotifera; Eurotatoria; Philodinida; Philodinidae. The record is from the annotation of a GenBank genome assembly.